Molecule: messenger RNA, 1154 nt
Organism: Anopheles stephensi (Asian malaria mosquito)
Lineage: Eukaryota; Metazoa; Arthropoda; Insecta; Diptera; Culicidae
Product: S-formylglutathione hydrolase
Exons: 2
Coding region: 195-1046 (283 amino acids)
Biological process (GO): formaldehyde catabolic process
Cellular component (GO): cytosol
Molecular function (GO): S-formylglutathione hydrolase activity
Source: RefSeq, a predicted model, not a curated record
GAGCCGGCACUUUUGACAGCCCACAGCUGACGGCACAGAUGUUGUGUUGAUAACAAACUGCAUUUUCAUCGGCUUUUUGUACACCAAUUUUACACCUGCAUUUACCUAACUUUGCUCCAACAAUUACCGUGCUUAUUGCAACAGUUCGUAGCCUUUUUCGCUACUCAAAGCAAAAGACCAAUUCGUAUUCCACCAUGACGGUGAUUUCGCUUAUCUCAUCGACCAAAUGCUUCGGUGGAUUGCAAAAGAUAUACUCGCACCAGUCGAAAGAGCUGGCCUGCGAAAUGAAGUUCGCCGUCUUUCUUCCCGCAACAGCCGAAGACCGGCGUCUUCCGGUGCUCUAUUGGCUGUCGGGAUUAACCUGCAACGAAACGAACUUCAUCCAGAAAGCCGGUGCGCAACGUUACGCGACCGAAAACAAUCUAAUCAUCGUCUGUCCGGACACUUCGCCGCGCAAUGUUAACAUUCCGGGUGAGGAUGAUUCGUGGGAUUUCGGGUCGGGCGCCGGUUUCUAUAUCGAUGCGACGAAGGAACCGUGGAGCAAGCACUACCGCAUGUACAGCUACAUCACGCAGGAACUGAUCGAUGUGGUAAACAACAACUUCCCGACGGUGGCGAACAAAAUGAGCAUUGCCGGCCACAGCAUGGGUGGACACGGUGCGUUGAUUUGCGCACUCAAGAACCCCGGUCUGUACAAAUCGGUAUCGGCAUUCGCACCGAUCAGCAACCCCACCAAGUGCCCGUGGGGUGAGAAGAUUUUCAGCGGUUACAUUGGAGAGGACAAGCGGGAUGAGUGGAAGAACUGGGACGCUACCGAGCUGGUGGCCGGAUACAAUGGUCCCCCGCUGGAGCUGUAUCUGGAUCAGGGUUCGGAGGAUAGCUUCCUGAAGGACGGUCAGCUUAAUCCUCAGAACCUGGUCGAUGCGAGCCGUGCGGCCCAAGUACCGUGUGUUUUGAACAUGCGAGAAGGGUACGAUCACAGCUACUUCUACGUCGCUUCCUUCAUCGGAGAGCAUAUCGCUUACCAUGCCCGGCAUCUGCAGUAGACACGUCUGGGGCUGCCGUUUUAUGUAAACUUUAUGUCUUUUUGUGUGCGGUUAAAUCAAUAUGAUUGAUGAACCAAUAAAUGGUCGAAUUUUAUUCCUCUUUUCGUA